AUGAUGACCACCAAGAGGCUGGACCACUUCGAGGUGGUUUGCGAGUGGGGGUCAUGCGGCUACAGAGGCAGCAGCAUGGAAGAGCUGAGCGACCACAUGUCUCAGCAUCUGCGAGACUACUUGGGGGACAAAGACACCCUGGAGGAGUUAGACGAGUAUGCCUGCAUGUGGGAAGGCUGCGAGUUUGUCUCCAUGGGCAGCCCGGUCCAGCUGGAGUCUCACAUGUACUUCCACAUCUACCACGGCAAGCUCAAGUUUUUGGGUUCUCAGCUGCUUCAGUCUCGACCUGACCUACCUGCCUGCAACCACGCUGUGCACACCAACAACUUGCUGCCCGAGGGUUCCGACCAACACCUGUGCCAUUGGGAUAACUGUGAUAGCUCAUUCACCAACCCCGAGUGGUUCUACCGGCAUGUGGACAAUCACGUGGAAAGUGCAGAGCACAAGCCGCUCUCUCAUCAACGGCAGGCUCUCUUCUGCCACUGGUCGGGCUGCGACGUCUACGUCAAGAUCCGCUACCGCCUGAGAGAACACGUACGAAGUCACACGCAAGAACGACUAGUUGCCUGUCCCACAUGCGGCAGCAUUUUCUCUUGCAAUACCAAACUCUUUGACCACCUCCAAAGGCAGGCACAGCCACUGGAUUCACUCGUGUGUGAACACUGUGGCAAAGCCUUUUCCAGUGAGAGACUAUUGCGGGGUCAUGUUCGACAACAUGUGAAUCAUGUCAAGUGCCCUUUCUGCGACAUGACAUGCACCACGCUGGCCGCGCUGAAGAUCCACAUCCGCUUCCGACACUGCGACGAGCGGCCUUUCCCGUGUGACUUUUGUGAUAAAAGGUUCAAGAACCAGCGAGACCUGAAUAAGCACACAUUCGUCCACAACGAGGGCUCGCUGUUCCGCUGCUCCGUGGAAGGCUGCCAGUAUUCGUGCCAGACGUACCAGUCCAUGAGCCAGCAUUUCAAGAGGGAGCACGAGGUAGGGGGCGUGUCUAAGUAUAAAUGUCACCUUUGUGACAAGGUGUUCUCCUGGUGUUACACGCUCACACUUCACCUGCGAAAGAAACAUGAACUCAAGUGGCCAUCGGGUCAUUCGCGAUUCAGAUACAGGAAGGACGCCGACGGCUUUCUAAAACUCAACAUGGUGCGUGUGGAGACGGAGGAGGUGACCAAAGAAAUCAUGAAGAACAUGAACAAGAGACCCACAGGCCUUCGCAAGAGCCCGCGAAGGCGUGGCGAGAAAGAGGCCGCGCCCGAUGGCGGAAGCUCUUCCUCGACUUCUUCCUUCUCCGAGGAGGACACGUCUGCUCAGUCGAGCCCUCGCAGAGGCGACGAGUCCCCCGUGUACUGUGUCAUGAGCACCAUCCCGCAAAUCGACGACGAGCCGGUCGGGACCGCCCGGGAGGAGCAAGACGCCGGCGGGACGUCCAGAGCCGUUCAGGCCCUCACCAUGGUGGCGAGGGGGUUGGGCAUGGAUGUCGUGUGA
Molecule: messenger RNA, 1485 nt
Organism: Nerophis lumbriciformis (worm pipefish)
Lineage: Eukaryota; Metazoa; Chordata; Actinopteri; Syngnathiformes; Syngnathidae
Source: RefSeq, a predicted model, not a curated record